CUCCUCUUAAAAUAAAAGCACUGUAUUCAAUAUGACAGUUGAGGUUAUGUUUAUUCCUUUGCACAGGUUAUAAAAUUAAAACCCAAAAAAUAUAUUAAACAUGCUAAAAUGAUUCAAUCAUCUGUGAUAAAACACGUACAAAGACUUAUUUCCCGUUCAACUCUAGCUGCAAAAAGAAAUUUUCACACAAACAUAAAUAAAAAAUUGUUUAAAAAGGCGGAUUUUGUGCAUGAAACUCAAAAACUACGAGUUAGAUCAACCUUAUAUUAUGUAGCAGCUGCGGGUGUAUUAACUGUAGGACUUAGUUAUGCUGCCGUACCCUUAUAUAGAAUGUUUUGUCAAGCAUACAGUUAUGGAGGUACAACUGCUUCCGGACAUGAUGCAAGUAAAGUUGAGACGAUGACAGUGAAUAAAAGAAGACCUAUUAAGAUUAGAUUUAACGCAGAUGUUGGGUCGAGUAUGAGGUGGAAUUUUAAACCACAACAAUUAGAAAUAACUGUGUUACCUGGAGAAACAGCUUUAGCUUUUUAUACAGCUUUGAAUCCAACAGAUAAUCCUGUUACUGGUAUUAGUACUUAUAAUGUUGUUCCAUUUGAAGCUGGACAGUAUUUUAAUAAAAUUCAGUGUUUUUGUUUUGAAGAGCAACAACUAAACCCACAUGAACAAGUGGAUAUGCCCGUGUUCUUUUACAUUGACCCAGAGUUUACAGAAGAUCCUAAAAUGGAAUUGGUAAAUGAAAUAACCUUAUCUUACACAUUUUUUGAAGCUAGGGAUGGUUUAAAAUUACCAGUACCUAGUUUUAUGAAGUAGUUAAUAAAAAAAGACAAUUUAGCAAGGACAUAAAA
Molecule: messenger RNA, 845 nt
Organism: Onthophagus taurus
Lineage: Eukaryota; Metazoa; Arthropoda; Insecta; Coleoptera; Scarabaeidae
Gene: Cox11
Product: Cytochrome c oxidase copper chaperone COX11
Cellular component (GO): mitochondrial inner membrane
Molecular function (GO): copper ion binding
Source: RefSeq, a predicted model, not a curated record